Trichomycterus rosablanca is the source of this 3636-nucleotide messenger RNA. RefSeq names its product transcription elongation regulator 1a (CA150) (gene tcerg1a). NCBI's taxonomy places the organism in Eukaryota, Metazoa, Chordata, Actinopteri, Siluriformes, Trichomycteridae. The coding region runs from base 49 to 3021 and encodes 990 amino acids. Gene Ontology annotation, cellular component: nucleus. The record is from RefSeq and is a predicted model, not a curated record. Gene Ontology annotation, molecular function: transcription coregulator activity; RNA polymerase binding. The transcript has 20 exons.
GCGGAACACACGGAGGAAGAACUCGGCGGCGGCUUCAGUCAUCAAAGGAUGGCGGCGCAGCAGCAGAAUUCGGCUCCGCGGUUCUUCACCGCCGUCCCUCCGGCCCCCGCCACCGUGCCGCGGAGACUCCCGCUCCUGAGCACCCCCGCCAACCCGCCGCUCCUGAGCACUCCAUCUACACCUGCGUUCUCCAGCAGCCCCUCUAACCCCCCGUUACAGAGCAGCUCGGUGACCCCGCCGUCACGGACCGCCGGCGCUAACCAGCCGCUGCUCAGCACUCCUGCUACGCCGCCGUUUACAGCCAUGAGAGGCUCGACCCCUGCGGUCAUACCUCCGUUCGGACGGAUGCCCUUCGACCCCAGCGUCCCGCCCCCUGUGGGCGGGGCACAUUUACAGAGGCCGCCGUUCUUACCGCCCCCCAUGGGCACCAUGCCGCCCCCCCCAGGACUGAUCUUCCCUCCUGGAAUCCCCCCCGCAGCAGCAGCAGCUCUGGCCUCAGCAGAGGAGAUCUGGGUGGAGAACAGGAGCGCUGAUGGGAAGGUGUACUACUAUAACGCUCGCACCCGGGAGUCGGCCUGGACCAAGCCCGAGGGCGUGAAGGUGAUCCAGCAGGUCGAGCUCACCCCGCUGAUUCUCGGCCAGGCCGCAACGCCCGGGGGCCCCGGCCCUUUGUCCAGCCUUCAGACCUCGGGGCCCGGGGCCACACACGUCACACAGUCCUCCGGCACGGCCGUCAGCUCCACCACCAGCACCAGCAUGACUGUGGUCGCUCCCCUCCACGCCAGGACCGGAAUGGAGGCGGAGCUCUCGUCCACCGUUACCGCCCCCCACAGCGCGGCCGUCGCCGUCACCGUGACGACAGGGGCGCAGCACCUUUCCAUGGUAUUGCCACACACGGUGCCCCAGCCCGCCCCCGCCAUCCCAGCAUUCCCUUCAGUGAUGGUGCCACCCUUCAGAGUGCCUCUGCCAGGCCUGCCCGUCCCACUGCCAGGUAUACUCCCUGGCAUGGUGCCUCCUCUCCUGCCCGUGGUUUCCUCUCAGAUGAUGGUGGCGGUGGCGGCGUUCUCAUCAGACUGGAGCGAGUUUAAGACGGCGGAGGGGAAAUCGUACUACCACAACAAGCGCACGCAGGAGACGACCUGGGAGAAACCGGAGCAGCUCCAGGAGAAAGAACCAGAGCUUGAGAAACCCAGUCAGGCUGCAGAGGACACGCUGGACCUGGAUCUCAUGCAGGUGGACCAUGGCUGCCCCAGGGUAGAUCCACCUAAAGAUCAGAAGGAGGAGCUGAAGGUGAUGGAGAUGACCGAGGAAGAGAAACUGGCUAAGAAAGCCAAACCCGUCGCCACCAACCCAAUUCCUGGCACCCCGUGGUGUGUGGUUUGGACAGGUGAUGAUCGUGUGUUCUUCUACAACCCCACCACGCGCCUCUCCAUGUGGGAGCGUCCGGAGGAGCUGGUAGGACGCGCUGAUGUGGACAAGAACAUUCAGGAACCUCCACACAAACGAGGCCUGGAGAACGGCCCGAAACCAGCCAUUUUUAAGCAGGAACCAGAUCUCACAGCUUCAGAAGAUCCAUCAGAAGAGGAAUCGAGUACGUCCAAGAGGAGAAAGAUUGAGGAGAAGGAGGAGACGGAGGUGCAGAAGGAGGCGGCGAUGGAGGCGGAGCUUAGAGCGGCGAGGGAGCGAGCGGUGGUUCCACAGGAGACCCGAAUGAACCAGUUUAAAGAGAUGCUGUUAGAGAGAGGGGUUUCAGCAUUCUCUACGUGGGAGAAGGAGCUUCACAAGAUCGUGUUUGAUCCACGCUACCUAUUACUAAACCCCAAAGAACGAAAACAGGUGUUUGAUCAGUACGUGAAGACCCGCGCUGAGGAGGAGAGGAAGGAGAAGAAGAACAAGAUCCUGCAGGCUAAAGACGACUUCAGGAAGAUGAUGGAGGAGGCCAGGCUGGGCGUCAGAACUACCUUCAGUGAGUUUGCGGUGAAGCACUCUCGAGACUCGCGCUUCAAAGCGAUAGAGAAGAUGAAGGACAGGGAGGCCAUGUUUACUGAGUUCAUGACCUUCACCAGGAGGAAGGAGAAGGAGAACUCCAGGAACCGAGGAGAGAAGGUGAAGCAGGACUUCUUCGAGCUGCUCUCUGAUUACCACGUGGACGCUCAGCAGCGCUGGAGUAAAGUGAAGGAGAGGAUGGAGACCGACCCUCGCUACAAAGCCGUGGAGACGUCAGCGACUCGAGAAGAACUGUUCAAGAGCUACGUGGAGAAGCUAACCAAGAACUGCAGUGUGGAGAAGGAGAAGGAGCUGGAGAAGCAGGCUCGGGUGGAGGCCAGUCUGAGGGAGCGGGAGCGGACGGUGCAGCAGUUCCGUUCUGAACAGACCAAAGAGAUCGACCGAGAGCGAGAGCAGCACAAACGAGAGGAAGCGGUUCAGCACUUCAAAGCUCUCCUGUCUGAUAUGGUGAGGUCCCCGGAUGCUAACUGGUCAGAGACGCGGCGCUCCCUGAGGAAGGACCACCGCUGGGAGUGCUGUGCUCUGUUAGAGCGGGAGGAGAAGGAGCGGCUCUUCAGCGAGCACGUCGAGGCUCUCGCCAAAAAAAAGAAGGAGCUCUUCCGGCAGCUGCUGGAUGAAACCACGCAGGUCACGCUGACGUCCACGUGGAAGGAGGUGAAGAGGAUCAUCAGAGAGGAUCCACGCUGUGUCAAGUUCUCCAGCAGCGAUCGAAAGCGGCAGCGAGAAUUUGAAGAUUAUCUGAAAGACAAACACAUCACGGCUAAAGCAGACUUCAGGACCCUGCUGAAGGAGACCAAGUUCAUCACCUACAGAUCUGGUAAGCUGAUGCUGGACUCUGAUCAGCACCUGGUGGACGUGACCCGGAUCCUGCAGAACGAUAAACGAUAUUUAGUUCUGGACUCCGUUCCUGAGGAGCGACACAAACUCCUCACGGCGUACGUGGAGGAGCUGGAGCGCAGGGGACCCCCACCGCCCCCUACAGCCUUCGAGCCUGGCCGCCGCUCCAAAAAGUGACCUCUGACCCCUCACACAGCACAUUUCAGACCCUCUGCUCUGUCCACCGCUGAGUCUGCAGAGUCUCGUUUAUCUCGGAGGCUCUGCUGGACCGAGAGAGGAGGUGCCAGUCAGAUUUCGGUACCGCCGUGGUGGGGGGCGAGUGGCCGCAGGUGUGGCUGCACAGAACGACUGUCUGAAACGGUUAGCGUGGUGCUGCGGGCGGGGCCCGAUUCCAAACCAGAGCUAACGCAGCUGAUCCCCCCGGCAUGAUGGACGUGUAUUAGCACGGCAGGACCAGCUGUGUUCAUGAUGUGCCAGGCUAAAUGCCCUGGGCGGGCGUGGCAGAGCGCAGAAGCACCUGAACACCAAAUCUGCUCCUCAUCAGAACCUGCAGCCUCAUCCCUGAACCUCAUGAUGCUUUAACCUGUACAGACGGUUCUGAUCUCGGUACCUCAGUGACCUGAUGGGUUCUAAUCUCAGUACCUCAGUGAUCUGGUGGGAUCCAGUGGGUUCUGAUCUCUGAUCCUCUGAUGAGACGUUUUGUUACUGAAGCCUACAGUUGCUUUAUUUCUGGUUUUAUUUAAUAUUUGGGUUGAAUCGUAAGAUAUUUUUUAAUAAACGUCGUCUCAUGAA